Messenger RNA from Rana temporaria (common frog), 6700 nucleotides. It is a transcript of the gene PCDH10, whose product is annotated as protocadherin 10. Bases 460 to 3486 code for a protein of 1008 amino acids. Lineage: Eukaryota; Metazoa; Chordata; Amphibia; Anura; Ranidae. Gene Ontology annotation, biological process: homophilic cell-cell adhesion. The record is from RefSeq and is a predicted model, not a curated record. Gene Ontology annotation, molecular function: calcium ion binding. Gene Ontology annotation, cellular component: plasma membrane. The transcript has 6 exons.
AGUGCCAGCAGAGAUGACAGAAGCUGGAGCAAGGACAGCUCAGUACAGUCCCAACCUAGAGAAAUAAGUCACAGCACUCACCAGGAUCACUAUGGAGUCUAUGGAGUUGGGGGACUACAGCAAUUAAAAGGGGAGACACCCUUUAAGUUUUUUUUUAUUCAAAAAAAAAAAAAAAUCUUGAUUUUUCCUUUUCUUUUUUGGUCUGAGUGAAUUGUUAUGAGAGACACCAUGUGCGGAUCUGUCAUGGAAAGGACUAUGUGAGGACAUUAAGCUCGGGACUGUUGGGAUUUAUGGUUGUCAGAGGAGAAUAAAACAAGGGGGAUUGUACUGAAUCCUGAUGAGGGGAUGUCUCACUUCACCUGCUGCACACUGACCACAAGCUGGAUGUGGGAGGAAUAAAACAAGUGCACUUUUCUUUCUUCAUUCAUCUAUUUCUUUUUCCUUUUCUUGGUCCUGGAGAUGAUUGUUAUCUUGUUGCUGGCGUGCAUGGUGGAUGGGGUGCUGUGCCAGCUCGCCUACAAGGUUCAGGAGGAAAGGGACCAUGGCACAUUCGUGGGGAAUAUCGCUGAGGACCUGGGCUUGGACAUUACAAAGCUGGCUACUCGGCGCUUCCAGACGGCGCCCAAUUCCAGGAGUCCUUACCUGGAGCUGAACCUGGAGAACGGGGUGCUCUCUGUCAAGGAGAAGAUCGAUAGGGAACACAUCUGUAAGCAGAACCCAAGCUGUCUGCUCCACCUGGAGGUCUUCUUAGAGAACCCUCUGGAGUUCUUCCGUGUGGAGAUCGAGGUGCUGGACAUCAAUGACAACCCACCGGCUUUUCCCGAGCUAGACAUCCAGGUGGAGAUCUCAGAGAGUGCCACCCCGGGUACCCGCUUCCCCCUGGAGAGCGCCUACGACCCAGACGUGGGCAACAACUCCCUGCGAACCUACGAGCUGACUGGCAACAGCUUCUUUGCCCUGGACGUGCAGACCCAAGGAGAUGGCAACAAGUUCGCCGAGCUGGUCCUGAAGAAACAGCUGGACCGGGAGCAGCAAGCCUUACACAGGUACGUCCUGACCGCCAUGGAUGGUGGCGUCCCGCAGAGGACCGGCACCGUCCUUCUCAUUAUCAAAGUCCUGGACUCCAACGACAACGUGCCGGUCUUCGAGCAGCCAGUCUACACCGUCUCCCUGCCCGAGAACUCGCCCCCGGGCACCUUGGUCAUCCAGCUGAAUGCCACCGACCUGGACGAAGGUCAGAACGGGGAGGUGGUGUACUCGUUCAGCAGCCACAACAGCCCCAGGGUGAGGGAGAUCUUCAGCGUGGACUCCAGGACGGGUCGGAUGGAGGUGACCGGAGAGCUGGACUAUGAGGAGAGCAGUAUGUACCAGGUGUAUGUCCAAGCCAAAGACCUGGGGCCAAACGCUGUGCCAGCUCACUGCAAGGUGCUGGUCAAGGUGCUGGACCUCAAUGACAACCCUCCCGAGAUCACCUUCAGCACGGUGAAGGAGGCGGUGAGUGAGGGGGCCCCUCCGGGCACGGUGGUGGCGCUUUUUAGCGUCAUAGACAAGGACUCUGAGGAGAACGGGCAGAUCCACUGUGAGAUCUUAGGGGACGUGCCGUUCCGGCUCAAGCUGUCUUAUAAGAACUAUUACACCGUCGUUACAGAUGGCACCCUGGACCGGGAGCUGGUGUCAUCUUACACGGUGACGGUGAUGGCAAGGGACAAGGGCUCGCCACCGCUCAGCUCUACCAGGUCCAUCCAGGUGCAGGUGGCCGAUGUCAAUGACAAUGCCCCUCGUUUCACCCAGGCGGUGUACAACGUCUAUGUGACCGAGAACAACGUCCCGGGAGCUUACAUCUCAGCGGUCAGUGCCACCGACAAGGAUGAAGAAGACAACGCUGACAUCUCCUACUACAUCCUGGAAUGUGACAUCCAAGGCAUGUCCGUCUUCACCUAUGUCUCCAUCAACUCGGAGAACGGCUACCUCUAUGCCCUGCGCACCUUUGACUACGAGCAGCUCAAGGAAUUCAGCUUCAUGGUAGAGGCAAGAGAUGGGGGAAGCCCUCCACUGGGCAGCAAUGCCACCGUCAAUAUAGUCAUUGUAGACCAGAACGACAAUGCCCCUUCUAUAGUCUCCCCACAAGGUCGCAAUGGCACUGCCAAGGAGCUCCUUCCAAGGACUGCCGAGCCUGGCUACCUGUUCACCCGUGUGGUGGCUGUAGACUCCGAUGAAGGGGAGAAUGCCAGGCUGACCUACAGCAUCCUCAGGGGCAAUGACAUGAGUUUGUUCCGCAUGGACUGGAGGACCGGGGAACUAAGGACAGCUAGAAAGAUCACCAGUAAAAGAGAUCCCCAUAGACCCUUUGAGCUGGUGGUAGAGGUUCGGGACCAUGGACAGCCGCCACUCUCCUCCACCGCUCUCAUUCAGGUCCAGAUAGUAGACAGCUCCGUAGAGAGACAAGGAGGGGAGCAGAGGCCCAGCAGCCGCUCGAAUGACACAGCCUUAGACCUCACCCUCAUCCUCAUCAUUGCCCUAGGCUCAGUCUCCUUCAUCUUCCUCCUGGCCAUGAUAGUGCUUGCCAUCAGGUGUCAGAAGGAGAAGAAACUCAACAUCUACAGCUGCCUGGCCAGCGACUGCUGUAUGUGCUGCUGCUCUUGUUGCAGCAGGCAAGCCAGAGCCCGCAAGAAAAAGCUCAGCAAGUCAGACAUCAUGCUGGUGCAGAGCUCCAACGUGCCCAGCGCUACCCAAGUGCCAGUGGAGGAGUCUGGUAGCUUCGGCUCCCACCAUCAUAACCAGAACUACUGCUACCAGGUCUGCCUGACCCCAGAGUCUGCCAAAACCGACCUCAUGUUCCUCAAGCCCUGCAGCCCAUCCAGGAGCACAGACACCGAGCACAACCCCUGCGGGGCCAUAGUCACCGGCUAUGCUGACCAACAGCCUGAUAUUAUCUCCAAUGGCAGCAUCCUGUCCAGUGAGAAUAAACAUCAACGCACUGAACUCAGUUAUCUAGUUGACAGACCACGACGGGUAAACAGUUCUGCAUUCCAGGAAGCAGACAUAGUAAGCUCUAAGGAUAGUGGGCACGGAGACAGUGAGCAAGGAGACAGCGAUCAUGACGCCACUAAUCGAGGUCAAUCCUCUGGUGCUGACUUGUUCUCCAACUGCACAGAAGAGUGCAAAGCUUUGGGCCACUCGGAUCGCUGCUGGAUGCCUUCUUUUGUACCUUCCGGUGAUGGCCGCCAGGCGGCAGAUUACCGCAGUAACCUUCAUGUGCCCGGCAUGGACUCAGUUCCGGACACUGAAGUGUUUGAAGCACCCGAGGUGCCUCCAGGAGGGGAGAGAUCUUUUUCCACAUUCGGCAAAGAGAAGGCAUUACAAGGGCUGUCGGGAGUAGGCAAUGGGAAUGGAGGAGGUAGUACGCAGGAGAGGAAGGAGCUGGAUGGCCUACUCUCUGGCACCAGAGCGCCUUACAAGCCACCAUAUCUGAGUGCCAAAACAUAAUAAAAUGAUGGAAUGUGACUGUCAUAGCACGAAAAAGGAUAUGCUAGUCAAUUCUACUGGACUGAAGCAGCAUGAUUUGCACAAGUUGACCAACAAAAACAUCAACUUAAUAGAAUCAUUAUCUUGGCCAUCUAGUGUGGAAUCCCAGAAGGAUUAUAAGUCUGCUGCUGAAUACAUGUCCAAUAUAAGGACCUUUCUGCUCUCAGCAGGCCUGAGAAAUGAGUUGAAAUGUGAAGGAGAACUGUUGAAACUGUGGAGGCGACGGACUUUGCCUCACUUAUCAGUGUGUGCCUGUUUACAGCACUAUAUAUCUUUCUUUCUCCAAAACAUCACUGAGCCCUUUAGAUGUUUAUAGUCACCACAAGAAGCCAAUCGUACAGAUAGAACCUGCAUUACAAAUGCAAUAUCACUGUUUUAAACUUGACUGUUUUAUAUUAUUUUUGUGUGAUCAAGUGUUUCCCAGAUUAUCCAAACUUUACAAGAAAGAUUGUGAUCAUGUUUUUUUUCACCCAUGGGUCAUUAAAAAAGAAAAAAAAUAUUGUUUAUCCACUGACCCAUGGAAUCUCAGAAGACAUUAUGUAGUUUAUACACCGUGUUGCAAAGUGUUUACUGUACUAUUUCAAAGCUUCUAAAUAAAUAUAAAAUAUAUAUAUUAUAUAAUUUUCUGAAAAAGUGGUACAAUUUAGUUGAUUUAUAAAUGAUUUACAACGCCCAUGUAAUGAAAACAUAAGAAAAUUAUUCAGGUCCUAAAUUAUUUAUUGUUAAUAUAAUUAUUAAAUAGUGUUUCAUAAUUAUAGAUCUGGACCAAUUCCUGUUCUCCAUGUCAAAAGAAGCUGUAGGCUACAUCAAUUUGUAUGGAACUCUAAAUACCAAAGAUGCAGCUUUCAAGAUUGAGCACUAUGACCUACUAAGGCAUAUUUUGAUCUUCCUUAUUUUAUCCUGUGGAUUUUAAUUUUACAAGUAUGUUUUAUAAAAAAAAACUUAAAAUAGGAUUUGAUCUGUAAAUGUUGUUAAAAACAACACUGGUUAAUGUGUACAGUUUGAACUUGUAAAAUAUGUAUCUGAAGAUUACUAUUUUGAAAAACUAGCCCCAAAUCAUAUAACUUACACGUAUCUUUCUCUAGCAUAGUUUUGUGGAAACUUGAAAUAUAUACAUAUAUAUAUAUCUUCUAAUCUUGCCUAGAAAUGUUUUUUAAUAGACAAAUCAUGAAACAUAGUGUUUUCAAACUCAUUUUUUACACAGCAAGAUUUAAAGCUAGGACCAUUUCACAUAUUAAACACUUCAAUAUUAUCGGUGUGUAUGAUAAUAUUUUUUCAUGGCAAAAUUGUAAUAUAUCUAUAUAUAUAGAUAUAUAUAUAUAUGAAGAGUAAUAUGUUUUAUUAAAGACAAGUGGCUCAUAAGGACAAUCAUUUUAAAUUUAAUUUUUACUUCCAUGUCAAAAGGUUCAGAUAUCAUCAAAAUAUUAAAAUGUUAUUAUUUUUAUUUUAUUUUUUCACAUUCUAGUGUGUUUGUUGUAAUUUUUGCCAGCGUUUACUUUUUAUUUGUGUCAGAACAGUUGUCAUUUGCUAGAUGUCAAACCAAACGCAAUGUAUUUUAAAAGGCAAUAGCUUCAAUUUAGUUAUUUGUUUGGAUUUUUUUUGUGUGAAUUCAAUAAGUGAGCAAGCGGCUCAGGCUUUUAAAACCAGCAUCUUUCUUUUGUUUAUUCAGCUUUAGAACAUUAGGCAUAAUUUAAUUUGGCUAUACUUAUAUACAAACAUUAUUUUGUGGUUAUUCCUUAGAAAUGGGAUAGGUGGUGUGCAAUGUAUAGCGAGUGAAUGACCAUUUCAUCCACCAACGUUGAUACUGCAAUCCAAUGAGUAAAAUAAUAAACAACCAACAUAAUCACUAAGUAAAUGAUUACUUAUACAGGUUUAAUGUAGAAAGUGUUAACUGAUAAUGUGCAGGGUAUGUUUAUAGGUGACAUAAAGAGAAUUAUGAAAUAUCCUUUGAUCCAUAGACUUGUAUUAACUUAUUUUUGCAGUAGAGUAUGGUGAAUUAAUUUGCUGAUUGUAUUAAGUAAUCCAUAUUAGUUAUUUUCAACUCUGCUGUACCAUGCUUGGCCACUUUAAAUUUAGCCAGUGCAUCAACUAAAAAAAGCAGCAAUUGUUGGACUACUCAUUGAAGAAACAUGUUGUAGUUGAUAUGUGUUGGUUUUCAUUAAACUAAAUUAUUUUGUUAAAUAGACAGUAAUAUUUUACUAAUAUGUAUCUUACAAUACCCUCUGUGCUUAUGGACAUCCUUUCAUUCUGUACCUCUAAGAUGAUCUAGAUAAUGUAUUUUUAAACAAAUAUGUGACCAAAAAACUGUAAGAUAGUAGGGGCCAGCUUUAUGUGAUUCUUCAUGUUAUACAUAAUGAUGGAAUCUCUACUUAAUUAACUACCUUAAAUUGUAUUACUGCUGUAGACAGCUCUAGAACAUAAUCAUCUACCUUAAUGAAGUGUGGCACACUCUGGUACCCCUGCCUCCAUGUAAGCCAUUCCAAAAAAUAUAUAUUUCAUAAGAACAUUGUGGACAAUAAGUUAUCAAACAUAGUAAGCUGGUUAUAAAGAUGUCUAUGUCAGUUUUGGGCAAACCAUCUAAACACAUUUAUUUUAAAGAUCUUGCUUAGAAUAGGUUUGUUUUCCAUGAAUUUGGGUUAAGUGGCUAAACUGAAAUGAUUUGAAAUGGCGUAUUUUGGAUGAAUAUGUAGCUGCGCAUGACCAUUUAUAUAUCAUUUACAUAUCACAGCACAUAGAACCAACUUUUAAAUGGUCUGCAGUCAGCCUGUCUCUCAUUCUAAUCAAUUUUCUAAAAAUUAUUUAUAGUCACUCAAAAAACACCAGCUGUAAUGUGGUAGACAUGAUUGUCUGGUUAUAAUUUCUAGUGUAGCACAUUGUCUCACUUGUUAUCAUACAACAGAGGCAUAAAAACUCAUUCCUAUUCUAGAAAUGUUACCACUAGAAUAAUAGUAUCCAGCUGCAAAAAAGGUAUCACCAGUAUGACUGUAUAGGUUCUAUGUAAAUAAUUAGAAGUACAUUUUUGUGGUUGGUCAGGUGGGUUGCAUUUGUUUUCUUCAUGUCAUCACUUCAAACAAUAUAUUUUCAUUUUAAUAGUUGGACCAAAGGCAUCUGUCAAGCAAGGUUCCUUAUCAACAUGUUGUGUUAAUCAGAAUUACUUAUUAAAGGGAAAUCAUAA